Molecule: messenger RNA, 7692 nt
Organism: Anarrhichthys ocellatus (wolf-eel)
Lineage: Eukaryota; Metazoa; Chordata; Actinopteri; Perciformes; Anarhichadidae
Gene: crocc
Product: ciliary rootlet coiled-coil, rootletin
Exons: 36
Coding region: 677-6868 (2063 amino acids)
Source: RefSeq, a predicted model, not a curated record
AUAAAGACACAAAUAUACCUUCAUAGCUAGCUAAAGCUAAGUGAGCUGUUGAUUCUCAGUGGAAUUUGCAGUAGCAACAGUUUUACCAACCGUCUCACAUAACUGGGAGUCAUUCGACCCAAAGUUAAAGUGUUUUUAAAUUAAGAACACCUGCCGUCAUCAUUUAUUUCAGUACUCUAAAUUGUAUUUAAUCAAUUUAUAUAAAUACAUUCUACCCUUGUAAGAGGUGAAAAUAUGUUUAGUGUUUUCCCUUGAAGGAUGUCUCGGGGCUAUUCAAGUUUUACUCGGGCCUCUCUUUGUGGUGCAGUUGAAUGGCAGCGGUCUGGAGGCUUGUGAAUGUGAGCAGUGAGAGUAGUGGAGGAGGAGGAGGAGGAGGAGGUGGAGGGGUGUGAGUCUUAAACCCUGGCUGUUAAUCCUGCUGUCCUCAAUCUCUCCUCCGCCUGUCUGCACCGGAGGACGCGACAUGACGGGUCACACACUCUCUCUGCUCCUCUGCGACCAAACUUAGUGUGCAGCAGCAGCAGCAGCAGCAACAAACACGUCAGUGGCUCCAGCCCGUGAACGUGUCUUCUUAAUCGCACCUGCUGGAAAGCAAAAGACCACGGUUCAAUUUGUGAAGACGUCGCAUUCACUCGGAGUUAAUCCUGUUCGCUGGAGGACUUUUUAAAUAUCUGCGAUGAGCGCUGCGGAAAACCCAGACACCGACUCCAACAAACUGGAGUCUGUGAUACAGAGGCUGGAGGAGAGUGUCUUGUCUGAGGAGAAGAGGCUGACCGUCCGGGGCCCUUCACCAGACGCCCCCCCUACAUGUCUCCCAGCACGAGUACGAGAGAUUGUCACAAAGAACCUCAACGAUACCUCCGGGGCCAUGUCUUCGGUCAUGUCCCUCCAGGAGGAGAACCGGGUGCUGCAGGGAGAGCUGGCGAGGCUGGAGGACCUGCUGGCACACAGCAGAGCCGACCGGGACGAGCUCGCCAUCAAGUACGGUGCGAUUAGUGAGAGGCUGGAGCAGGCGCUACGCUUUGAGAGGGGAGACAGGGAUCACGAUUCACCGGAGUCACGCAGCCUGGCGCAGCAGAAUGUGGAUUUACGACGGCGGCUGGACGAGGAGCAGGCGAGCUACAAGCGUAAACUCACUGCCUACCAGGAGGGUCAGCAGAGGCAGGCGCAGCUCGUGCAGAAGUUGCAGGCCAAGGUGCUUCAGUACAAAAAGAGGUGUGGGGAUCUGGAGCAGAUGGUGCAGGAGCGGUCCUCAGAGUUGGAGAAACACAGGCUGAGUAGCCCUAGUGAGUCAUCAAACGAUCGCCAUCAAGACGAAUCGAGCAGCAACCUGGAGGACGCUUUAAUCCGUCUGGAGGAAGAACAACAGAGGAGCAGCAGUUUGUCUGCGGUGAAUGCCAUGCUGAGAGAGCAGCUGGAGCAGGCCGGUUUGGCCAAUGAGGCUCUCAGCCAGGACAUCCGCAGGCUCACUGCUGACUGGACAAAAGCCAGGGAGGAGCUGGAACAAAAGGAGUCUGACUGGAGGAGAGAAGAGGAGUCUUUCCACAGUUACUUCAGUACUGAGCACAGUCGCCUGCUGAUGCUGUGGCGGCAAGUGGUCGGGUUUCGGAGGCAUGUCUGUGAACUGAAGAGCGCCACUGAAAGGGACUUGUCAGAUAUGCGUAACGAGCUGGCUCGGACGUCCCACUCUACUCAGGUGUCCUGUGCAGGUCUGUCUGCCACGCUGCAUACCCGGGAGGGAGGAGCAGCUCUGGUCCUGGAGCGGGAGAAAGCUCUGCGGGGUCAGCUGGAGCAGCAGCUGAGAGAGCGAGUGGCAGAGACGAUGAAUCUUCAGACCAGAACAGACGCAGAGAGAAGUGAGCUCAACGUCAGGUUGUCAGAGUCGGUUCGAGAGGCAGAGAGACUAAAGGGCCAAAUAGAGGAGAGAGACAGAGAAAUGGUCGUACUGAUGAGGAGGCUUGAGGAGCAGAGUGGUAACGAUGAGACUGACAUGCAGGUGAUGAGAGCUCACACUGAGACGCUGUUAGACACCAUGCGGGACAUCGCUCAGACGGUUUUGUCUGAUGGAGAGUCGUCAUCGGAGGCAGACCAGGACAACUCUGGGGCUCCGCUGCUGGCGCUGAUCCGUGGUUUCUCCCCUCACCGCUCCUCCUCUCCUCGCAGGUCGUCCUCCCCCUCUCGGCCCUCCUCGCUGGCUCCUCUUUCUGAGGCGGCGUUGUCAGCUCUGCGCUCUGCAGUCACUAACAAGACGCUCCAUCUGCAGGAUGUGCGAGGGCGUCUGUUCUCUGCCCAGUCUUCGGUUCAACAGUUACGCAAGCAGCUUUCAGAGACUGAUUUGGCUAAAAGAGAUGCAGAACAGCGAAACCAAGCUCUGCAGAGAGAGAGGGAUGCUGCUCAGAGAGAGAGGGAGACCACACAGAGAGAAAAGGACCGCCUGAAGCAGGAGAGAGACACACUGGCCAGUGAGAAGGUGAGCUUGGAGAAGAACUUGCAGGCAGCACAGAGCAGCAACCAGACCCUGCAGAUGGACUGUGAGAAGCUGCAGCUGACCGUGGCGUCCACUCAGCGAGAGCGGGGUCACGAGAGGGACGAGAAGGAGGCCGCCACUCAGGAGAGAGAGCGGGCGAAGGCAGAGACUCAGAGGAUACAGAAGCAGUGGGAUCAGAGUGAGAGUCGAGCCUCUGCUCAGCGAGGAGAGCUGUCUGCAGUGAAGGAGACUCACCAGCAGGUGGAGAUUGAGAGGCAGCUGCUGGAGCGAGAGAAAGCCCAACUUACUGAAGCACUUGCUCGGGCCGAGGGCAGUAACGCAGAGCUCUCUCUGCUGCUCAACAAGCUGCAGUCUGAGGAUGCAGCUCUCAGGGACUCUCUGGCCAAGAUGGGAAGCAUGAACGAGGGCCUGGCCCAGGACAAAACUGAUCUUAACAAUUACAUUUUCCAGCUGGAGGAAAAGAAGGCCAUCCUGCAGGCCCAGAAACGGGAGGCGGAGCAGGAGAAGUUGACCAUCAGAGAUGAGCUGGUCCGGUUGGAGCAGGACCGGCUGGAGCUGGACUCAGCCCGCAUCACGCUGCUCCAGUCGCUGCAGGACGCCGAGCUAAGCCGGGUGGGGACCGAGGCAGAGCUCCAGAGUCUCAGGGCUGAGAGAAUUAAGCUGCAGGAGAAAGUCACACAGCUUUGUGUUGAGGUGACCUCUCUGGGAUCAGAGCUGAGUCUUGCCAGAGGAGAGAGCCAGAGGAACGAGAUGGUUUUAGAGGAAGCCGGCCGCGGUCGGACAGAACUGGCCCGAGACAAAGCAGCGCUGGUGGUCCAGCUCACGGCGUCUGAGAGAGAAAACACAGUGCUGUCAGAGGAACUAACUGCUUUCAGGUCUGAGCGGGAGUCGCUGGAAACCUGUCUGUUUGAGGUGCAGCAGCAGCUUGUUCAGGUGGAGUCUCGUAGGGAGCAGCUGGAGACGGAGAACCAAAACCUUCGUGUCCGCUGUGAGACUGUAGCCGCUGAACUAAGGCGUGUACGCUCCGAUGGGGAGAAUGUUUUGGCCCAGGCUGAGAGAGAGAAACAGGCUCUGACUCAGACUCUAAAUGCUGCACAGCUGGAGGCCCAGCAGGCUUUACGCAAGGUCAUCUCUGAACAUCAGGAGGAAGUGGAGAGGCUGGUCUCAGAAAAGGUCAGAAGGUUCAGUGGUUCAGUGCUACUCAAAGCACUGCUUGUCGACUUGUGUUUUUUUUUUUUUUUUUCAGAUAAGGCCAACGACUCUUUAAUCCAUGUUUGUGCUCUUGGCUGCUUUGUUUCACAGGAAGUCGUGCGUCACAGCCUGCUGAUGGAGCAUGAGGGCACUCUGAGAAGGCUCCGGCAGGAGGCGGAGGAUCAGCUCCGCAGGGCAGAGACAGAAAACGAGGAGCUGCAGGAUGCACUGAGGAGUCUCCAGCAUGACAGAGAUCAGAGUCUGCUGCAGGCCGAGACGGAGAAACAACAGGCCCUUUCUCUGAAGGAGGCAGAGAAAACAGUCUUGUCUGACAGGGUGUCCACCCUGCAGGCUGAGCUGUCAGCUGCAGCCCUGGAGGUCGAGCGAAUGUCGAGAGAAGCAGCUCAGUACAAAGAGCAGGAGCAGAUCAGAAUUGGUGCUCUGACCAGCGAGCUGCUGGAGCUUCGCUCUCAGCUGGAAGAUGCAGCUUCUGUUCAUGAAAGGGAACUCCACAGUCUACGAGAGACUUGUACUGAUCUUCAGUCACGGGCUGAUGUUGCUCUCAAAGAGCUGGACCAGUGUAGAGCUUCUCUCGCAGCUAACGAGGAGAGUCGAGACCAGCUGAGGCGGGACUUGUUGGCCAGUGAGCGACGUCUUAACCAAACUCAGGAUGCAGCAGAAAACAACAGAAGAGACGGGACGGAGCUGCGACGCAGCCUCACUGACGUCACCAAGGAGAGGGACACUCUCGGCCAGUCGAAUAUUCAGCUGAGAGGAACUCUGCGAAGUGCAGAAACAGAGAGAAUCAGUGUGAAAAGACAGUGCGAGGAGAAGGAGCAGAGGCUGGCUGUGCUGGAGGAAAAUCUGUCGUCUAAUCAGAAGGAGGUGACGGAGCUGCGGAGCUGCCUGAGAGAAGUUGAACGGUCACGGCUUGAAGCUCGACGGGAACUCCAGGAGCUCCGCAGACAGCUGAAGGUUCUUGAUGGAGAGAAGGAGCAGAGAGAGAGGGAGGUGGCAGAGCUGCAGACUCGCCUUUCACUGGAGGAGCAAAGAGAGGAGGGGAAGGGGAAAGAGCUUUUCACCCUCAAACAGAGGUUAACUGAGGCCGAAACAGCGCGAGACUCCCUCAAGAAAGAACUUUCUGUGACUCAAAAGCGCCUGCUGGAGUCAGAGUCGGGGUGGCGGGGCUGCGAGAGAGAACUGACCGCUCAGCUGCAAGAGGCGCGUGGCUGCGAGAAGAAGCUGCAGGACGAAGCCAAGAAUUUGGCCCUGCGCGCUCAGGCGGCUCAGGACUCUGCCGCUCUGUCCAGCCUGCAGCUGAGCGAGGCCCAGGGCAGACUGGCCGCCACAGAGGCGGAGCUAACCCGGGGCGACGCCGGGAGGAGGGACCUGGAGUUUCGUCUGAGCAGCCUUCAGUCGGCGCUGACGCGAACACUGGGCAUCGGAGUGGGCGGCAGGGGAGGCAGGGGGAGGAGCCCGGGGGGGAGCUCCACAUCACCAGGAACUAUGUCACGCCACCACAGCAUCUCCCCCCUGCGCUCCUCACUGUCGCCUCCUAAAGAAUUUCGAGGAAGCACCCCUGACAAUACUCUAGGCUCAGGGUCUCCUGAGAGGGGGGAUACACCACUGCCUCUCCCUCAGCCAGAGCUAGACCCCGACACACUGCGAAGUGAUCUGAGAGACUUCCUCCUGGAGCUGCGUGAGGCACAGAGGGAGAGGGAUGAUGCUCGAUGCCAGCUGGGGGCCCUGCAGCGGGAGCAGGAGGAGCUGUCGGGGGAACGGGCAUCUGCUCUGAUUCGUCUCACUCACCUGGAAAACACCUUACAGGAAUACCAAGAAGGGAAGCGUGGAGUGGACGAGCGUCUGACCACCACUCAGAUUUUGCUCCAGCAGCAGGAGGAGGCGGUGAGGAGAGGAGACAGAGAGAGGAGAGCUCUCAGCGACAGGGUGAAGGAUUUAGAGCGAGCGCUGCAGACCUCUGAAAUGGAUAGAAAACAUACCCAGGAUCAGUUAAAUAAGCAGCGUGCUGCUGAGAUGCGUCUGGAGGCGGAGAAGAGGCGUCUGAGGGAAGCGCUGGACGCAGCUGAAGCCCGGGCCACCAGGGUGGAGCUGGGGAGGCGCAGUCUGGAGGGGGAGCUGCAGAGACACAAACUGAGUCUGGGAGACCGGGAGGCUGACAGCCAGGCCUCCCAGGAGCGCCAUGAGUCUCUACUGAAACAGGUGGCAGAAGGAGAAGCCCGUGUGUCUCUGCUCCAGAGAGAGGUGGAGCGGCUGAGCCAGGCUCUGCUCAAAGCUCAGGAAGGCGAGUCUUUACUCAAAGAGAAGACCUCUUCCCUCAAAAAGAGCCUGCAGGAGGCAGCAGCUUCUCACAGCAGCACACAGAGUUGUCUGACCGCUCUGCAGAAGACGCUGAUUGUGGCCGAACAGGACAAAAGGCUUCUACAGGAACGAAUGGAUGAAGCCCGGGCGUCAUUAGUGGAGGGGAAAAGGAACAUGGUUACCCUCACUGAGCGCGUGCAAAGCUUGCAGAGCGAGCUGGACCAGAGCGAGAUGAAACGAGAGGAGGUGGAGGCUGAGCUCAACAACACUCAAGAGGCUCUACGUCAGCGCUCAGCCAGUGCCGCAGAGGCUCAGCGCAGCGCCCAGUCGGCUCAGACAGAGCGGGCCGCUGUAGAGGAGCGGCUGCGUGGGCUGCAGCGAGCGGUAGCCAUGCUUGAGACUGAGAAAAAAGAUGCAGAGAGGCAGGCUGUGAGGCUGGAGAAAGACAAAGAUGCACUGAGGAAUACACUGGAUAAGGUUGAACGUCAGAAGUUGAAGACUGAGGAAGGCAGCAUGCGGCUGUCUGCGGAGAAAAGCCACUUGGAUCGCUCUCUGAACACCACAGAGCAAGAGCUGCAGGAAGCACAGCAACAGAUACUGAUGCUGCAGACUCAGCUGGCCGAGACGGAGCAGUCACACAGUCUGUGCGAGAGUUUGGUGAGGCAGCGUGACGAGGCCCAGCGGGAGGCGGAGAGACUGAGGACCAGCUUCAGGGACGUCGAGCGAACGCUGGGAACCAGAGAGCGAGCUCACCGACACAGAGUCAAAGGCCUGGAGGAGCAGGUGUCCACCCUGAAGGAGCAGCUGCAACAAGAAAUGAAACGGCGACAGCCUUCUCUUCCAUCCUCCUUAUUGUCAGCAGGAAAGUGAGAUGCAGCUUAAAACCAAAAGCACCAGCACACCACAUCUGAACUAGGGGAGAUCCACUCAUCAUGAAUGUCUGAAAGCAAUAUUUACUCACAGAAACAUUCCUUUAAAGCUUUUAUACUCGUAACUCCAGCGUUUUAAAAUACGAUUGUUUUACUUUGUGACUCAUUCUCAUGGUGUGUUAUUGAACACUUAACCUGCAGCACACACUCAGCCAACGGCAGGCGAGGGAACGGAGCGAUGUGAUUCAGCAGCUGUGCUGAAAACGCCAGCAGCCCGCUGAUUACUGGCAACCAUCUGCUCUUGAUCCGUGCUCAACAUCUUCCAAAACUUCCUGCUCUUAUUCAAGAAGAAAACCCGAAUCACCGCAAGGAUUCUCCUCCAGACAGAAUCUGGAUGUAGUGCAGGAAUGAAAAUCUGCCAGUUUUUGCAGUUUGGCCUUGAUUCCUCCACAUUUACAGUAUAUGAACAGUUGAGGACACUAAGAGAAGGAAGGGAAGGGCUUCACUGUGUGCGAGUGCCACGAAACAGACGAAUUGAGCAUAAUGAAGGAGCUGCACUGUAUUUUCUCUUAGAAGCAGACGCAGAUUUUACUGAUUGUGUUAUGUAGACAGCGUUACAACUGAAAAUGGGACCACUGCAGUAUGAUGGUAUACUUACAGUAUGUUUUUAUUAGUUAAUAGUAGUUUUACUAUGUGUAUAUACUUUGUACUUACUGUAUAAUGGCAGACAGACUGAUGAUUAAUAACAGAAAUAUGACUUGUAUGGACAAUACACAUGGCAGCCAGAUUUCUGCAAGAGAAUAAACUCCCUGUGUGCACCAUAAA